AUGUUGUCCUCCUCCAAUGCAUCUUUUGCCCCCCCAGAUUUUUUCCUGACAGGCUUCCCUGGGCUGGAAAAAUCCCACAUCUGGAUCUCCAUCCCCAUCUGUUCCAUGUACUUUGUGUCCAUCGCUGGGAACUGCACCAUCCUCUUCAUGAUCUGGACGGACCAAACCCUCCACGAGCCCAUGUACUAUUUCCUCUGCAUGCUGGCCCUCUCAGACCUGGGUUUGUCUUCGGCCACUUUGCCUACCAUGCUGAGCGUCCUCUGGUUCAACCACCGCUGGAUCCACUUUGACGCCUGCCUGGCCCAGAUGUACUUCAUCCACACCUUCUCCAUCAUUGAGUCAGGCAUUCUGCUGGCCAUGGCCUUCGACCGCUUGGUGGCCAUCCGGAACCCCCUGAGAUACACAUCGAUCUUGACCAAUGAUGCCAUCAUCAAGAUUGGGCUGGGGGCUUUCCUCCGGGCUGCUUUUCUUGUGUUCCCCUGUUCCUUCCUCCUGAAGACAAUGCGGUAUGGAAGAAGAAAUGUGCUCUCCUACCCAUUCUGUUUGCACCAGGAUAUUCUGAAGGUGGUGCUUUCAGACCGGAGGCUGAGUAGCAUCUAUGGGUUGAUGGUGGUGCUCACCUCCAUGACCGUUGACUCUGUGUUGCUCAUGGCGUCCUAUGUCAUGAUCCUCAAAACCGUGCUAAGCAUCGCCUCCAAGGUGGAGGGGCUGCGGACCCUGAACACUUGCAUCUCCCACAUCUGUGCCGUCGUCACCUUUUACACGCCCAUGAUUGGCCUCUCUAUGAUCCACCGGUAUGGGAAGAAUGCCCCACCUGUGGUUCACAUCCUCAUGGCCAACGUCUAUCUUUUGGUGCCUCCCCUGAUGAACCCUAUCGUGUACAGUGUGAAGACGAAGCAAAUUAGAACACGGAUCGUUAAAAGGUUCUGGAAGGGAAAAGGGUCAAGUGAGGCCUCUUAG
Molecule: messenger RNA, 960 nt
Organism: Heteronotia binoei (common prickly gecko)
Lineage: Eukaryota; Metazoa; Chordata; Lepidosauria; Squamata; Gekkonidae
Product: olfactory receptor 51G2-like
Exons: 1
Coding region: 1-960 (319 amino acids)
Biological process (GO): G protein-coupled receptor signaling pathway
Cellular component (GO): membrane
Molecular function (GO): olfactory receptor activity; G protein-coupled receptor activity
Source: RefSeq, a predicted model, not a curated record